Cylicocyclus nassatus is the source of this 255-nucleotide messenger RNA. Lineage: Eukaryota; Metazoa; Nematoda; Chromadorea; Rhabditida; Strongylidae. The record is from the annotation of a GenBank genome assembly.
AUGACUCUUGUCAUAUUGACUGGUUGCUGGCUUUUUAGCUUCGUUGCAAAUGACCAUUAUAUUUGCGAAAACGAACUACAGAAUUGCGUUGAUAAACCUGAGUCGCAGAAGAAAAGUCCUCCGCUGAAAGUGGCUUCUCCGAAAAAUCCGCUGAUUGCAGCUUACAUUGUUCGACAAGCUGAAGCUUUAGAAAGACAAAGGAAAGAUGCGGAUGCUUCACUUUUCCAUGUGAUGUAUUUGGUCAGCGUAACUUGA